GUGCAUGUGCGUGUGCGUGUCGCCCUUUCUCUCGUUCCACCGGCAAAAAAAAAAAGCGAGGCUCAGUUUCGUCGCCUUUGCACCGAGGUCCCAGGAUUCUUGAGCUGAGCCCAGCUGACAAGCUUUUGAAGAUGGCACAAUAACAGUCCAGUGAUGCCUGACCAUGACAGCACAGCCCUCUUAAGCAGGCAAACCAAGAGAAGAAGAGUUGACAUUGGAGUGAAAAGGACGGUAGGGACAGCAUCUGCAUUUUUUGCAAAGGCAAGAGCAACGUUUUUUAGUGCCAUGAAUCCCCAAGGUUCAGAGCAGGAUGUUGAGUAUUCAGUAGUGCAGCAUGCAGAUGGGGAAAAGUCAAAUGUACUCCGCAAGCUGCUGAAGAGGGCGAACUCAUAUGAAGAUGCCAUGAUGCCUUUUCCAGGAGCAACCAUAAUUUCCCAGCUGUUGAAAAAUAACAUGAACAAAAAUGGUGGCACGGAGCCCAGUUUCCAAGCCAGCGGUCUCUCUAGUACAGGCUCAGAAGUACAUCAGGAGGAUGUAUGCAGCAACUCUUCAAGAGACAGCCCCCAAGAGUGUCUUUCCCCUUUUGGCAGGCCAACUAUGAGCCAGUUUGAUGUGGAUCGGUUAUGCGACGAGCACCUGAGAGCUAAACGCGCCCGGGUUGAGAAUAUAAUUCGAGGUAUGAGCCAUUCCCCUAGCGUGGCAUUAAGGGGCAAUGAAAAUGAAAGAGAAAUAGCUCCGCAGUCCGUCAGUCCCCGAGAAAGUUACAGAGAAAACAAACGCAAGCAAAAGCUGCCACAACAGCAGCAGCAGAGUUUCCAGCAGCUGGUUUCGGCGAGGAAAGAGCAGAAGCGAGAGGAGCGCAGACAGCUGAAGCAGCAGCUGGAGGACAUGCAGAAGCAGCUGCGCCAGCUGCAGGAGAAAUUCUACCAGAUCUACGAUAGCACUGACUCUGAAAAUGAUGAAGAUGGCAACCUGUCUGAAGACAGCAUGCGCUCCGAAACCAUGGACGCGAGAGCCGGUGACUCUGUCGGCAGGUCGGACAAUGAGAUGUGCGAGCUGGACCCAGGGCAGUUCAUCGACCGAGCGCGGGCCCUCAUCCGGGAGCACGAGGUAGCAGAGAACAAGCCAAAAAGAGAAGGUCCUAAGGAGAAAGAGCAAGGGCCAAAUGCCUUCCACCCCGAAGGCAAACAUUUGGCUGAGACCCUGAAGCAGGAGCUGAACACUGCCAUGUCACAAGUUGUAGACACAGUGGUCAAAGUUUUCUCAUCCAAGCCCUCCCGCCAGCUUCCUCAGGUCUUCCCACCCCUCCAGAUCCCGCAAGCAAGGUUUGCCGUCAACGGGGAGAACCACAACUUUCACACAGCCAACCAGCGCCUGCAGUGCUUUGGGGACGUCAUCAUUCCCAACCCCCUUGACACCUUCGGCAGCGUCCCCAUGCCUGGCGCCACCGACCAAACUGAGGCGCUGCCCCUCGUUGUCCGCAAAAACUCCUCUGACCAAUCCGCCUCAGCCCCGCCGGCUGGUGGCCACCACGCCUCCCUGCACCAGUCCCCGCUCUCGGCCACCGCUGGCUUCUCCACUUCCUCCUUCCGCCACCCAUUCCCACUGCCCCUCAUGGCCUAUCCCUUCCAGAGCCCCCUGGGUGCCCCAUCAGCCUCCUUCCCAGGGAAAGACCGCGCCUCCCCGGAAUCCCUCGACCUGACCCGGGAGACCACCAGCCUGAGGACCAAGAUGUCGUCGCAUCAUAUGAACCACCACCCCUGCUCGCCUGCCCACCCCCCCAGCGCUGCCGAGGGCCUCUCCUUGUCGCUCAUUAAGUCCGAGUGUGGCGACCUGCAAGACAUGUCCGAAAUCUCACCCUACUCGGGAAGUGCAAUGCAGGAAGGCUUGUCACCGAAUCACUUGAAAAAGGCCAAGCUCAUGUUCUUUUACACCCGGUACCCAAGUUCCAAUAUGCUGAAAACCUACUUCUCAGAUGUAAAGUUCAACAGAUGCAUUACCUCUCAGCUCAUCAAGUGGUUUAGCAAUUUCCGUGAGUUUUACUACAUUCAGAUGGAGAAGUAUGCACGGCAAGCCAUCAACGACGGGGUCACGAGCACUGAGGAGCUGUCUAUAACCAGAGACUGUGAGCUGUACAGGGCCCUGAACAUGCACUACAAUAAAGCAAAUGAUUUUGAGGUUCCAGAGAGAUUCCUGGAAGUGGCUCAGAUCACGUUACGGGAGUUUUUCAAUGCCAUUAUCGCAGGCAAAGAUGUUGAUCCUUCCUGGAAGAAGGCCAUAUACAAGGUCAUCUGUAAGCUGGACAGUGAGGUCCCUGAGAUUUUCAAAUCCCCAAACUGCCUACAAGAGCUUCUUCAUGAGUAGAGAGUUCAGCAGCUAUUUAUGAAUGUAUGAAAGUAGCAGUCCCCUUCUGA
Molecule: messenger RNA, 2414 nt
Organism: Vidua chalybeata
Lineage: Eukaryota; Metazoa; Chordata; Aves; Passeriformes; Viduidae
Gene: PROX1
Product: prospero homeobox 1
Exons: 5
Coding region: 154-2364 (736 amino acids)
Biological process (GO): regulation of transcription by RNA polymerase II
Cellular component (GO): nucleus
Molecular function (GO): DNA-binding transcription factor activity, RNA polymerase II-specific; RNA polymerase II cis-regulatory region sequence-specific DNA binding
Source: RefSeq, a predicted model, not a curated record